Molecule: messenger RNA, 661 nt
Organism: Pollicipes pollicipes
Lineage: Eukaryota; Metazoa; Arthropoda; Thecostraca; Pollicipedomorpha; Pollicipedidae
Exons: 4
Coding region: 1-498 (165 amino acids)
Source: RefSeq, a predicted model, not a curated record
AUGUCGACCAAGUGGCGGCAUUCGCGCGGCGAGCCGGCGCCGCGGCCAGCGGGCCUCGUCCAGCCACCGGCCGAACCGCGCCUCUUCGCCGGCGUGUACUCGACGGUGCUGCGCACCUCCAUCGUCACCAGCACCACGGCCACCGACUUCUUCACCUGCUUCAGCACAUUCAGCACGACGUUCCAGUGCGGCGGACGUAGGAAGCGGAGGAGCCAGGCCAGACACGAAAUCCUCCCGGGGCCAUCAUCUCCCGAACUGGACGGUCAUCUGCAUCCGGCCACGCGCGAAGAGCUGCUUUCCUCCCUGGGCGAGCACGGCCUGCCGCGGGAGGAGCACGCCCCGACGCCCGCUGACAAGGACAAGCUACUGCUUACCAUCUUCACCACGUCUACCACUACGGCCACGCUCUCCACCAAGACCAUCAACACAGCCACCACAGUCAGCAUCAUCUAUUUCUGCUCCACCUCCAAUAUGUCCACCUUCCCGUCGUGCGGCUAGGCGGUCUGCGAGCACCGGGUGCCUUCGAUCUGGGAGCACUUCGCUGGCGUAGUACUCAGUUACUUCAUGCUAUAGGGCGCUCUCUGCUGUUCUCAAGGGUGUGCCUAGUACGCCUACCUGGAAUACUUCUGUCAUUCCGUAGGCCAUGAGAUGGAAACAUGCA